This is a messenger RNA of Portunus trituberculatus (swimming crab), 2794 nucleotides long. It is a transcript of the gene RYBP, whose product is annotated as YY1-associated factor 2-like. NCBI's taxonomy places the organism in Eukaryota, Metazoa, Arthropoda, Malacostraca, Decapoda, Portunidae. The transcript has 6 exons. Bases 316 to 1023 code for a protein of 235 amino acids. Gene Ontology annotation, biological process: positive regulation of DNA-templated transcription. Gene Ontology annotation, molecular function: transcription coregulator activity; DNA binding. Gene Ontology annotation, cellular component: nucleus. The record is from RefSeq and is a predicted model, not a curated record.
UAUGUCCACAACCGACUCUUCCUCUUUGCAAUGCAAAAAACCAGAAGCAUCUAGAUGCUAUGGUUACCAAAAUAUCACAGGUUGAAUGAGGUGCUAUCAUCGGUGUGCGUGGCGAUCGGCUGUGCCGGCACCUGGCUAAAGUGAAAGAAAACGGGUACCUUCUAUCCUCUCUCCUAAGGUUGGCGGGAGAAGUAGCGGACCCCCUAGGACCUUCUCAGGGACCCCCAGGGGUCCGGGGACCCCAGUUUGGGAACCACUGGUCUAAAGGACUGACGUGGAACUGGCGAUACGAGCAUCUCAUUUACUACCUCAGUGAUGCAGUUAAAUGUUCAUGAAAUCAAGAUCAAACUGUACACUUGUGUGCUGGUGGCAGCAAUGAGCGCCGCGCUGCCAGGCGUAGCGCUAAAGUGGGCGGUUUCUCGACGAAAAGGUAUGUGGAGCAGUGGAACUGCUAUAUUUUGUAUGAAAAACAGUUUCAGAGCAAGCCUUAACGGUCUAGGUCCCAAGAGGGUGAAGCGCACGAAUAAGGAAGAAAAUAUGUGGGACUGCAGUGUCUGCACCUAUCGAAAUUCCCCAGAGGCCUUCAAAUGUCUUAUGUGUGAUGUACGAAAAGGAACAUCUACAAGGAAGCCACGACUGAAUGCUGAGCUAGUGGCAGCACAAGUGGCUCAGGUGGUACCACCUAAAAUAAAGAAAGCAGAGAAGAAAGACCGUGACCGUAAAGGGGAUGGUCGUAAUCUGCAAAAGGGCAGACCUCGAUUGAAGAAUGUGGAUCGUAGCACAGCACAACAUAAUGCUGUCACAGUUAAUAAUGUGACGGUCAUCAUCACAGAAUUUCAACCCAAACAUCGAUCCUCAUCCACAACAUCUUCCUCCAAGACCACUGCCACCUCAGGCAACACCUCAUCAGCCACCAAUGGGGAUGCUCAAGUCAUGUCAUCCUCAGAAGCUGGCUCAAUCUCAGAUGCCUCUACAGAUACCACUCGUAAUGGCGACAUGACCACUGAAUCCAGAAGCUCUUAGGUCAAGCUCACACAAUCACCAGCAGCUCUCAUACCCAUCUCAAAACAUCAUCCUGUCAACCUUCAGAGACAAAUGGCGAGAGGCAAACCACAGUUGAACAAUUGUGAUUGUGUCUGCAAUACAUGCCCUUCUGGCAUGCAUACACACUCUUACCAAGGUGGUGCAUGUGUGUGAGACAGUGCAAAGUAAAAAAAAACUGCCAUUUUUCUCAAUUUUUUUUGUGCAAGAGGUUGAGCUACCUCCUUACAGAUGUGACUUGGAAGAGAUAUAGGACUCUUAUCCAUGGCUCUAGUACUGCCAAUUUAUAUGUACAGUUUAGUUAACCUCAAAGGUAUUAUUUAGCUUACGUGUGGCACAGCAGAUAGCCAUAUAUAUGUUCACUAUCUUAAGAUUUGUACAACUGGGUUUGUAAAGGACUGCCUUUAUCCCAUUGUUCUUGCCUUUGUAAAGAUUUCUAGUUGAGAGUGGAUACCUUUAAUGAGGCAGUUGAGAAUGAAAAGUACUGUGCUGCCUCAAGCUUAGAUUGGCAUGAUGCUGAGACUGUGGCUUCAUAUGCCAUAUCCAAUAACUGUAAGCAUUGUCAUCAUUAUUGAAAGUAGUUUGUUUUAAAUCAAGGUCACUUGAAGAAGUAAUUGUUAUGAUAAUGUACAAAUAUAUCACGUUGCCUUGUUAGCAAAAAAUUUUUGAAAAUUCAAUGGUAAUGCAGAGGUACCUGCUCUUGGCACCAGAGUAAUACCACUGCCACCUUUGUGUCCCAUUUUGGCACUACAGUCAAGAAUUGCCAAGGGAUAUCUCUUGUUGAGGUUAGGGAUUAGGGCUGUAAGUCCUUGAUGUAAAUUUGUAUUGACUGAUGUAAUGUUAAUGUGUGUGUGUGUGUGUGUGUGUGUGUGUGUGUGUGUGUGUGUGUGUGUGUGUGUGUGUGUCUCUCACUUUGUCUUUCUGCAUGCAUGCAUGUAUGUAUGUUUGAGGUUUGAGGACGUAAAUGUACAAGUAUUUUGCUGUAAUUCUUGUAGGUUUGAUAACAAUUGCAUUUUUCUUUGAUUAUGACAAUUAUUUAUUUUAGGAUUUUUAUAUUUGGUGAAAUCCUUUUUUGCUUUGAAUAAAACUUUUUUAUGAUACACUAGCAAUGCAUGUACUUGGCUUUGCAACUUUUUUUUUUUUUUUAAUUAUUGCUGGUAGAUGGCUUUACAGCUAACAACAUGUCUUCAUGUUUACCACCAAGAGCCAGCAAAUUUUGAGUGAGGCAAUGCAUAAGCUGUCUGUGGUUACUUUCUAAUAUAUAAUUAUGGCAUCCCAAACAAAUCCUACCUCCUGUGUUCUUGAUGUAGUUGGUAUUUCUUUUAAGUUCAAACCACAGAAUAACACAAAUGAAUACUUUUUGUACAUUACUCAAUUAGCUCUUUCAUUGUAAAAAUAUGCCUAGAAUUAGAUAUCACUACAAAGGUGACUUCCACUUCAUAUAAUUUUUCCUGUUACCCAGAGAUGAUUGUUAUGCAGGACCUUCUACAUGUUUUACCACUCUGCUGUGACAGUUUGCAAUGUUAAGAUACUAAUGUUUCACAUUAAUACACAUGCAACGUGUAGGAUAUAAGUGGCAUCUCUGAUAUAAGUUUUUGUUUAGAUUAUGUACAAAAUAAUUUUCUGCUUUGAAGUGUUUGUUCAUUGGGCCAAGUAUUUGCAAAGCUGCUUGUAUAACUCAAUGGCUAACAGUUAAAUCAAACUGUUAUCUCUUGUUGAAGGACUGAUCAUUAAUAUCAUCUCUAUUAUUUGC